AUGGCCACUCACAUCGAUUACACUCCGGGCUACGCUGCCUUUGGUCAACUCUCACGGGACUUUAGUUGGUACAAUAGCGACAACCCAAUCUCUAAACAUUGGUACUGGCGCUCCUUUGCAUAUCUUAGAGACCUAGCUAAGGAGAUCAGCGAAAAGGUGUGGAAUCCUUCCAGAGUGCCAAAGGUUGGGGUCACGACCAAAUACGUCAGCCGACAGGGUCUUAACUACCAGGUCAUCGACAACUCCCCAACUGGAGCUCCCGAGGACAAGUAUGUCUGUGGUGUCACGGCUGUCUCAUUGCCCGUCGAGCAGCCCUCCUACCUCUUCCUGCCAAACACCGAUGCCUCGCCAUCAUAUGUCAUGGUGGAGAUUAGCGACUCGGCCAAAGUGUUUACUGGUAUUACCUCCAUCCAGGCCCUAUCCUUCUCCCCACUCAUGCCGCUCAUCCGAGAGAUGAGCAGGGAUAAUAUUGCUACGAUCAACAACAACGACAAUGAUGGAUGGUGGAACUCGCUCCACGGCCUCUUCCCCAGCGCAGAUUGGAUCCCAACCACCCCCAAUGUCUACAUGACAGCCCUUAAUGGCGCCACAGCCUAUGUCAAGAAUCAGUCUGAUGAGGGUAUUGCCUACUGUGAAACCUUCUGGGAUUGGCAAGAAAGCAGUGACGCGAACCCCGAUGGAUUUUACGAUUAA
Molecule: messenger RNA, 693 nt
Organism: Acytostelium subglobosum LB1
Lineage: Eukaryota; Evosea; Eumycetozoa; Acytosteliales; Acytosteliaceae
Exons: 1
Coding region: 1-693 (230 amino acids)
Source: RefSeq, a predicted model, not a curated record